CGGCCCCGCCCCGUUGGCGCGCGGCGCGGCGGCCAUUUUGUGCGGUGCGGGCGGAGCGCGGGGCGCGGUGCGGGCCCCGUGGGCUUCGCUCUCCCUUCUCUCCCGCGCGUCCCUCGGUUUACUUUGGCUUCUUGUGAUUUGUGUAGGAAGAGACAUUUUUCAGGUAGAUUGCUACUAAGAGUCAGAAGUGCAAGGCCAGUCACUGCUGCAGUUGUACAACAGAGUUUGGAAUGUUCGCAGCCAUAUAAGCAAUGAGUUUCUUCUUGGGGAAUAAAAUCAGCAGUGUUGAUAUUACAAAAUGACAAAACAUCCUCCGAAUAGAAGAGGGAUCAACUUUGAGGUGGGAGCCCAGUUGGAAGCCCGUGACAGAUUAAAAAACUGGUAUCCAGCUCUCAUUGAAGAAAUUGAUUAUGAAGAAGGAAAAGUACUUAUCCAUUUCAAACGCUGGAACCAUAGAUACGAUGAAUGGUUUUGUUGGGACAGUCCUUAUUUGCGUCCUUUAGAGAAGAUACAGUUAAGAAAAGAAGGCUUACAGGAGGAGGGAAGUUGUGCAGGAUUUCAUGUAAAUGAUCAGGUGUUGGCAUGCUGGUCCGACUGCCGCUUCUAUCCAGCCAAAGUUACUUCUGUGAACAAAGAUGGUACAUACACUGUGAAGUUCUAUGAUGGUGUAGUUCAGACUGUCAAAAACAUUCAUGUCAAAGCUUUUUCCAAAGAUCAGAAUAUUGUGGGGAAUGCUAAGCCUAAGGAAAGAGGUAAUGAAAUUCCGUCAUCUCCUGAAAAACGGGAGAAGUUUAAAGAACAGAGGAAAGCAACAGGUAAUGCAAAGAAAGACAAGGAUGAAAAGACAUUAAAGACUGAGAAGAGAGUUAAGCAACCUGAUAAAGAGGGAAAGGUGAUAGUGAUCUCAGAAAAAGGCAAGGCCUCAGAAAAGAAUAUAUCUAAGAAUGGAAAAGAAGAUAAAGAGAAUAUAUCAGAGAAUGAUAUGGAAUAUUCAGUAGAUACGCAAAUUGAGAGGAAGCCUGAGAAUGAUAAUGUAAAGAGUCCACAGGAGAACACAAAAGACACGAAACGGAAACGUGGAAGACCGCCGAUACCACCUCCAACAGAGCCAAGUUCUCAGACGCUGCAGCCCAUAACUUUGGAGUUAAGGCAUCGGAAAAUACCUAAAGGAGGUGAAGUUCCAUCAAAGCGUCCCAGGAUUGAAAAAAACUUGUCUCAGGAAAAACUGAAGAACUCCUCAAAUAACCCUGAAAGAGACCAGAACAGGAGACGAUCUUCAAGACUCUCGUCUAGUGUUAGCCAUGAGGUUUUAAAUACAGAUCACGUCACAGCUUCAACAGAAAUUCAGCCUUUGAAAGAUGCAGUAUCUAACCAAAAGGAAUCAGAGAAGGUCCAGUUAGAAAUUCCUGCUGAAUCUGACCAAAGUUUCAGUGAAGAAGGUUCUCCUGGAAACACAUCCCAUAGCACAGCACUCAGUACGGAUGCCAGUUUACAGGAAGAAAAAGUUGGAGACACUGAGUCUUCUGCUGCUGUUGGAACUCAAGAACCUUCUGGUGCUACAGUAACAAAACCUUGUAGGAGAGCAGACUUUCUUGCAUCAAAAAAAGCUGCAACUGUUGAUCAAGAUCACAAGUUUAGAUGCAAGUUCUUGGACUGCUCCAAAUCCUUCCGCAAAGCCAAGUUAUUGCACUAUCACGUGAAAUACUUUCAUGGAGUGGAGAAGGCUGCAGAAUCACAGCAGCGCCCUGUAAAAAGAAAUAUUCAAACCAGAGCUUCUUUGGCUUCUGAAAAAGCUAAUCAAGAACGGUCCAAAAGAGGACGGAGCGCAGCGGGUUCACUGUAUGCUCCUUUCCACAUAGCCCUAAGGAGUACCCCAUCUAGAGAUGGAAAAAUAGAAAAGACAAAGACUUCAACUCCUGUAAGCACAUUAAAUAGCGACCGACGCUCAGUUAGAGAGCAAACCAGGAACCACAUAGCGAGAGUGCUGCGGAAACCUCCAGAGAAAGAAAGGAUUGAAAAUGGUGUUAAAGAACGCGAGAAGAACAAAGAAAAAAAAUCCAGAGACUAUGAAAGGCCCAAAUCAAAGAAAAAGAAAAAAAAGAAAAGGAGAACUAAGCCUGAAUACUCUGGCAGUGAAGAGAACACAGAUAUUUCGCCGGAACUUUCCCCUGAAAAAUCAGUUGUCACUAAAUGUGUUUCUUCACAUAAAUCAUCUGAGCACCCAGGCACGCUGCUGCACUGCUCUGACUCCGGGCAGCGCAGAGGAAAACCAAAACACAACGAGGAUGACACCCUGAGUGAGUCAUCUAUAGACAGCCUGCUGUGGAGUGAUGAUGACUGCAGUCAGGAUGUUGAUGUGACCACGAACCCUGACGAAGAAGCAGAAGAAAGCGAUUCCGAGAUUGUUCGGUGUGUUUGUGAAGUGAAAGAAGAAAAUGACUUCAUGAUUCAGUGUGAAGAGUGUCUGUGCUGGCAGCAUGGAGUCUGUAUGGGUUUACUGGAAGAUAAUGUACCUGAGAAAUAUUCCUGCUAUAUUUGCCAAGAUCCUCCAGGUCAGAGAUCCAGCUUAAAGUACUGGUAUGAGAAGGAGUGGUUAAGUAAUGGUCACAUGCAUGGCUUAGCCUUUUUGGAAGAAAAUUAUUCCCACCAGAAUGCCAAGAAGAUCGUAGCCACUCAUCAGCUUCUUGGUGAUGUGCAGAGAGUGAUAGAAGUACUGCAUGGACUGCAGCUGAAGAUGAGCAUACUACAAAACAAAGAGCAUCCUGAUCUGAAGCUUUGGUGCCACCCAUGGAAGCACAUCACAGUGGAUGAAAAAAUUCACACGAAACACAUCAUUCACAUUGAGGAAAGCUGCUGCAAGGAGGAGAUGUCGAGUUACAGAACUUGGAAUGGGACGGCUGAGAAACCCUCACCCGUGCCUUCUGUUGAAGAGUCUUACAUCACGAGCGAGCACUGCUACCAGAAGCCUCGGGCGUACUACCCCGCGAUAGAGCAGAGACUGGUUGUGGAGACAAGAGGCUCAGCUAUGGACGAUGGAGUAAAUAGAAUAAGGGAGAACAGGGAUGACGCCCUGUCAGAGAGAUUUGGCUGGAAUCUGGACCGAGAAAUAUGCAAGGUGGAAAAUGAAUCCAAACACAAUUACUCUAAGGUGAGAGAGCCUGUCCCCAAGAAAGCCUCUCCAGAAGACACCAUUGAAAUGAAAAUGCUGGAAAAAGACGAAGAAGGAGUUGUGAACUCACAGCUGCAGUGGCAGCUGAACCUCCUAGCUCACGUGGAGUCUCUGCAAGAUGAAGUCAUACACAGAAUGGAUUUCAUCGAGAAGGAGCUAGAUGUUUUGGAGAGUUGGCUGGAUUACACGGGAGAGCUGGAACCGCCAGAACCACUAGCCCGACUCCCACAGCUCAAACAUUGUAUAAAGCAGCUCAUAACGGACCUGGGCAAAGUGCAGCAGAUUGCGCUCUGUUGCUCAACGUGAGACUAGAAAAUGUUGGAGACUUGCUGAGUGCGAAGUUGGAGCAUCUGAUGUGAACAGCUCUGUAUUUAAAUGAGAUUAGCAUGCUGGUUGCAUGGGAUGCAGAUUGACUUCAGGGACUUGUGAAGAAAUGCUGUUUAAAGAACAGCAAAAAGGUUAUUUUAUCUCAUCAUAGUUUUGUUGUUAUUAGGCAAUUAUAACAACGUGGAAGAGGUCACACUGUUGUCUUCAGAGGCCGUGUGUUGCUAUAUCAGUUAUACUUAAAUUUUCACUCCUUACCAGUCGCUCAUUGAAACGGUAGACUUUGCGUAAUUAAAUUAACGACAAAUUGUGCCACUGAAGAACAGAGUUCUAAGAGCCAAAAAUGUUCAAUUGACAGAGGUUGUAAAUAACUUUGCAUAGUUUAAGUGACUUGUGUCAUGGUUUAUUCCUUCUGGUUUAUGCAUAAUAGCACACAGUAUUUAAUCAUUAGGUGAUGUUAUAACAGUUUUCAGACAUAGUCAGUAUGAAUGUCCAGCUCUUAACCAUGAACUGUUCCGUGAAGGUGGCCUGAGCCCCGCUUGUGUUGUGUUCAGUGAUGUAGCAGAAGGUCAUGGCGGUAUUGCACUUAUGUUCCCAAUCAAUGAUUGUUUUCCAUAUUUAUCCUGUCACUAUCACACGGCUUGGUACUGGGGAAACCCACGUUCGUUGUGCAUCCUUGAGCUCUUGAAUCUGGCUGUCCUGUGCCUCCCAAAGCGGUGCUGGAGGAUACCCUGGCUGUGGCAGUGUGGAAUUCGGCUGGGGGAAGACUGGAGUGUGCUCGGAGUUCCCGACUUCAGCAGGGUCUGUAAUGGAUGCACUGUAGUUUUCUACCCACCUGUUAAUAGUUGCCAUUCCGGUUAUAUUUUGAAACGUAGACUCUUUACGAUACUCUGAACGUGUUCGUUGUAAAGACUUAAUCUAUGAAUGUUUGGUUGGGGGGAUCAGUUUAUUUUAUAUUUGUGUAAAUAAAGCCUCACGAUCUAUGCAUGAGGUGCUGUCCUUGCAGGCAGCGAGUGGGUUAUGUUCACAAAGUCCCUUUUUAUACCUUCAGUUUGGUUUGUAUUACUUUGUGAGAGCCGGGUGAGAUGCUGCUGAUGUUCGAGUCCCAUUACACAGUCCCUUUUGAAAUGUGGGUGUACUGUAAGUAUUUGAGAUACUAAAAGUCUUUCAGCUGCAGAUCAUAGCUCUGUAAAUAACGGCUCUGUCUUGAGGUUUGCUUCCCAGAUGUCACCAAGUCAAGUUCAUUGUGGGCAGCGGAAGCUGUUUGUGCAGGGAGAGGGUGUCCUUAAGGAGCUGAAUUUCUGUCCUUGAUUUUAUUGUGUGUGACGGUACCACCAAAGGGUAAAAGCUGAGCACAGCUCUAAUCAGAAGGCCCAAAACUGUAUGAAGUAUUAAUUUGGGAUAUGAAUCUGUAAUGUUUGUGUACUGCAAAGAAUGAUGUAAACUUGAAAUACCCGAUAUUAUUGUAGCAGUUAACAGUAUCUACACAGUGAACAUUUUAUUUCCUUGGAAAAAAAACAAAAUAAUGAGGCUACUCUAGGCAGUGGUGGAGGCUUUUGUGCCCAGACUCACUUCAGGGAAUCAUUUGUCUCUCAGUUCUGUAGUACUGGUUGGGACAUAGUGAAUACAUGUACAGCAGAAAAAUAAACUUAUUUUUCUGUAACGCAAUUCUGUAAAGCUUACCUGUAUUUAAGCAUCACUUCUCUCUCUGGCACUGAGAGCAAUGCUUACACCUCAUCUCCUUCCUGUUAACAACACCCAGAUUCAUGGAUACUGCGUACUCCAGAGCAGGUGGAGGGAACCAAACACCUGAGACAGCGUCAGGAGUACCCGGGCAGCUGUGUUGGGGUUUUCGAGGUGAGACCGAGCAAAGCAGUGUUCCCUGGUUGGAAUCCGUAGGGUAGGCACUCUGGCCAGACACCUCGGGAAGAGCAGAGCUGCUGUGAGCCUGUCAGCGGGCACUUAACCCUGGAGGGCUGAGCACAGGGAAGCUCCCAGGCUUUGCACUCAGCGUGGAGCUUCUCCUUCCCAGGCGCUUGCUCUGGGGGUGCUUGUGUGCACUUUGCUUUGCCGGGGCAGCACUGCAGGUGUGGGAGAAAAGGCAGGUCUGGUGGGUGAGCGGGAUGGGGAACCCUGGGAUCGUUUUCCUUCCGUAGAGCUGGGAAGCCCUUGCAGAGAACGUGAAACUGUUUAUUUAAAAUAGAGCAGUGUUUCUCCUGUUCAGGAAAGAUUUUUGUGCUCUGCCUGGGUUCAGUUUUGUCCCUGUUUUUGCAGGCUUCCACAUUGUUGUUACUUACUCUGUGCCAACAGUUCAGUUUGGCAGGGCACUUCUUUAAUUUCUUUUACUCACUGGUGAGGGAAUGCAACGUGGAGCCGUGAUGGAAUGAGCAAACAUUGCACUGUGGGUACCUGCGUGUAUUUGUCUCUGUUUAUGCACUAUCGGACCGAGGGCGCUGUAUAUAGAGUUCUGCUUUGGAGCAAUAUCUGCAAAACUUGAAAACUUCUGUAUCCUGGUGUUUGGAAUAAAUA
Cuculus canorus (common cuckoo) is the source of this 6022-nucleotide messenger RNA. RefSeq names its product PHD finger protein 20 (gene PHF20). The transcript has 22 exons. Gene Ontology annotation, biological process: regulation of transcription by RNA polymerase II. Lineage: Eukaryota; Metazoa; Chordata; Aves; Cuculiformes; Cuculidae. Gene Ontology annotation, cellular component: NSL complex; MLL1 complex. The record is from RefSeq and is a predicted model, not a curated record. The coding region runs from base 299 to 3475 and encodes 1058 amino acids.